Messenger RNA from Acanthoscelides obtectus, 5995 nucleotides. Lineage: Eukaryota; Metazoa; Arthropoda; Insecta; Coleoptera; Chrysomelidae. The record is from the annotation of a GenBank genome assembly.
GGAUGACGUUUGGAAUGUCAACCUGACAACAACAGAAAACAAAAAAUGAUACUGUAAAUGAAAUGCAUUUAAAAAAAAAGAAAACGCAAUGAAUGUUAUUAAGAUGUGAAAAUGGGUUCUUCAAAGAGACACCAUAGAGGCCUACAUCAUGCCUAAAAUAUAAUGUAUGUGUCAGGAAAAGCCAUAACGUAGAAGAAAAUACAAAAUGGGCUGGCUCACUUGUUGUCAGUGCAAGUCAAAAGACGAAAAAGUAACAGAGUUAGAUUUUUCCCGAUGUGGAAUUUCGGAUAUACCAGAUGAAGUGUACGCCAAUUCACCAACAUUAGAAGUUUUGCACCUUGAAGGGAAUAAGCUGAAAGACUUGUCCCCUCAGUUGUUCCAAUGCAUAGAUUUAAGAUACUUGAAUGUCAGUGACAAUGAGAUAAGAGCAAUACCACCUUUAGUAUCCAAAUUAACAAACCUACAAGUUUUGAUAUUCAGCAAAAAUGUUUUAGAAGGGGUGCAUCCAGGCCUAGAGAAACUAAGCAAGCUGACUGUAUUAGAUCUCAGUAUGAAUGACCUAGGAAAAGUCCCAGAUGCUAUAAUGAGCCUUAUACAUUUGCAGCAGCUCUGUUUAAAUGACACUGGAAUUGACUUUGUGCCUGCCAAUAUAGGUAGACUAUCCAACUUACGAGUCUUAGAACUUAGAGAUAAUAAUUUAUGUGAACUUCCUAAAUCUAUAAGAAGGUUGACUAAUCUGCAGAGAUUAGAUGUUAGUGAUAACAACUUGUCUAAUUUGACAGAGGUAUGUGAAUCACAUGGAAACCUAACUGAGCUCUGGAUAAAUGGAAAUAAGAUCACAGAACUCUCAGUUUCUAUCACACAUCUAAAAAAACUGAAUGAUUUUGAUGCUUCUUACAACAACUUAGACUCAGUACCAAAAGAAAUAGGGCACUGGACAAAAAUAACCAACCUGAUAUUAAGCUUCAAUAACUUAUCAUUACUUCCAAAAGCUAUUGGAAACCUGAGAAACCUUCAGGUACUAAAGCUUGAAUCAAAUUGCCUGGAAGAAUUGCCUAGCACUAUUUGUAAAUUAGUUAAUUUGGAAGAACUUAACUUACAGAACAAUUGCUUGUUGAAAUUGUCUAGUGGAAUUGGCCAUUUAAGAAAACUGGCAACAUUAAUUUUAUCUGAUAACAAACUGCAGCAGUUACCUCCAGAAAUUGGCAGUUGUUGUGAACUAUCAAUAUUGAACAUUCACAACAAUCAACUAGAGAAGUUACCAGAAGAAGUAGGGCAUCUGCAAAAUCUAACAACUCUAGGACUUAUUGGCAACAAGCUAACAUAUCUGCCCAUAACAAUAUCUAAACUAAGGAAUCUUAAAGCUCUCUGGUUAACACCAAACCAGACACAACCUUUGAUUCACCUUCAAAAUGAACAGCUUCCUGAUGGGCAGGUAGUCCUAACCUCAGUAGUGUUUCCUCAAAUGCCAAGUAGAGAUCUUCCACCUGUACAAUAUCCAUCUAGCAACCAGGUGUCCCAUAUAACAUUCAACACAGAUAGGCCAGAGAAAGAGACUAGGGAUACUAACAUUUCUCUAAGUAGAACACCUACACCACAUCACAAAGAACUUAGAAGACUCAGAGAGACUUUGAAAGGCACUCAUCUACCUAACAGACAUGCUCUUAACAUUUCCGAGAUCAAAGAGGCUAAAGUAACAUAUAUAGCAGGUGACAUGAAUGCUUCUCAAUCAAGUCUAAAUGGACACGAGACUGAAAUGGCUGAAAGCCUAUGUGACAUCACAAGCACAAGAGAAAGUAACAAGACUCCUCCAAAACAACCUCCUCCUUAUCACAUAGCGGCAGCCUACUCAAAAAACGCACAUCUAUUCGCGCAUAAUCAUAAUCCUCCAAGUCCUCAAGAUCAACCAAAGCAGUUUAGUCAACAACAGCCUACAAACAUCCAUAUGCCCACUCCUCAACUACCUAGCAAUAGAAAUCAUGUUUUACCGAUGGAUAGGAAUAUACAGACUUUGCAAAUUGAUGAGAGUAGUAAUAAAAUGAUGUCAACUGGUUCAAAUAAUACAGACGACUGUAUUCAAGGAAAACAUGUGAGAUGGCCUUUUGGGAGACAUACAGUAUGUCAAGUUAUGGAGAUUGAAAUACCCGAAUCUUACACUCCCAAUGACUUCCAGAUUGUUGUUCAAAACGAUGGAAUAUUUGUGAAGGACGUAUAUCCUCACACAGAGCUAUGCGAAAAACUACAACCAGGUGACAAAAUUUUGACGUUUGACGAGGUAGACUACAGUGUUGUUAACCCACUCGAUGCAUACCAUGACGCUUGUCAACGGAUGACAACUGUCAGAAUGAUGACAGUAUCUAGAAGGCAACCUCCCUAAAUGUUAUUUCCGAAUAUGUUAUAGUGCAAUUUUCUUCAAGUGAGAAGCUUCUAAAGGGUGGUAUUUGGCUCAUAAUGAGUCCUUAGCUCAAUGUGUUUAUAAACAUCAUUAACAUCGACUUGUUUACGGCCAAUAACAUCUAUCUGCAAAAUUGCCAAUUGUUCAGGAAAGAGUAAAGUAUGAUUCUUUAGAAUCCUAAUGCGGUAUGUGUCCGAAUAUGGUAAGAUCUUAGUUCAUUGGUUCUGGCUACUUGUUUGUAAAUAAUAUGUUACUCAUUUUCAUCGACAAUUGUACUUUGCCACAUAUUUUUCAAGAUAGGAGGUAUUGACAGGUGUUUGUCUUGCAGAUAUGAGAUUUUGAAAUCAAGUACAUUUAUUCAAAAUAAAUACAAAAUAACGAUUUUUGAAGUAGAGUGUCAUAGAAGUUAUGGCAGUCAUCAGGCAGAACCUGCUUGAGUAACUGCAAAUGUUAGAACUUUGACAUCUUAGGCUUUGAAGGUAAUUCCCUCCAAUCUUCGUCAAAUUGAAGUUUAUAACUGAUAGAUUCUGCCAUAUUAUAUUUUAAGGAGCUCAGGUCUCUAACAGUUGGUUCGUUUGUUUUUUUUACCGACGAAUACUGCUGUACCUUAGGAAGGACGGUCUUGAGUUGUCUUUGAAAAAAUAAUUCCCUAGUUUUGUUGCUUCAUAUGGGUACGGUUCGGUCCGAGCUUCCUUGGUCGCAUAAAUAUAGUUGCUUGCUAAGAUGAUGUUUCGACCCUUUAGUUUGCGUCUUUAACAAUGAAUAUCCAAGGAUCCUGAUUAUUGUUGUCCUAGAUUGACGGAUCACAGUUUCGAAGAAUACAUUCAAAUUCCAUGUCAACGGGCAUAUUGAACAAUGACAAUGAACCCUUCAAAAGAUCUUCAGUAUCAAAACUUAGUUUUGUAAAGACGAGAGCCUCGAACUCAAAAUGUCUUGGCUUUUGGAAUCAACAGCUUAGUUUGAAAUACUUUCUAAUUCGAUCUCCGUUUCAAUCGCACUGAUUCUGGUAAACAUAGCAAGCUUUUAAUUUUUUUUUUCAUGUUGAAUGGUUGAGACGUUGAUCGCUAGGUGAGCUGGUAAAAUCUUUUUUCUGUAUUACCAUGAUUUCUUAUCUUCUGGUAGCCAUGUACUAAAGCAAAGCAAUAUGGUGCUGCUGAUUCUUAGGUCUGGCUGAUAAAUAAAAUCACAUUUGCUUACAAAAGAAUCAUGCAGUACAGCAAUGAGUUCAGCUGUCUUAUAAAGAUGCUAAGAACCAACUGAAACUAUCAAAUCAUUCUAGUUAGGCAAACUUACUUUAGUUUUACGUAAAACGGAGUAGAUAUAACGCAAUUAGCGCUCCAACAACUGUAGAGCAACACAUUUUAUGUUUGUUUUUCAAAAUUACUGAUUUAUUAUAAUGCUUUGUUACCAUUAUAAACUGCUGAGAUAGAGGAAGGUAAUGUAGGUAUGUAAUACAAACAGAGCUAUUGAAAUAAUUUCUAUCUACAAUAAAAACACUGGAAAUACUCUUUCGUCAUAUAUCUCGUUUCUGCACAUGGUUUAAACGUUAAAUUAAAAUCUAUUUGCAUACAUAAAUAUAUACAGAAAUAUUUUAAGUCGUACUUUUAACUGAAAAUCGUUGCAAUGAUACACGAUAUCUCAGAUGUAAUCCAUCUUCAUUUGAUUUGAAAAAUCGCGCAAAAAUGUAUAGAUUCCUUCCAUAGGAGGAAUUUCUGUUCGAUUGAUCUUGGAAAAACGAAUCACAAAUUGGUAGAUAGGAGAUAUUGGCAGUAAACAGUCGAUAUUCCACCAGAAGAUACCCAAUUCAUUUGAGAGUCAUGCUAUAUACGUGUCGACCACCGUCUUUAAUCGCCAGCCUUGCCAACUGGGACUGUUGUCGCAGGUUAUGGGAUUUCCUUUUUCAUCAUUAAGAAUUUCUGAGAAUACGUAAUAUUAGGAAUAAUUGCGAGAGAGAUUAAGGGAUGAUGAUUCCUUGAAAGAUUAAUGUUACGUUUGAAAAUAAACAACUUUGAUAGGAAAAUGGAGUAUGCUUUUAUUACUCCUAAGAGAAUUGCGAUUCUACUGUGUGAUGAUACGAGUCCAAAGCAAACAUGCAAAUACAGCAUAGGAUUGGGCAUCUUCUUAGAUUAUAUAUAUGAUUGUUUAUUAAUCAUGCCCAAAAAAUUGAGAGUCCUCCGCGUGUUUUGAAACACGGUAACACUUUUAAAUUUCGGAAGUAAUUACAUUGUUGCAAUGUUUCCAAGUUUUCAAAUUUUUGUACGAGAUGUUUAUUGAUAUGACAACGAAAUAUAUUGAUAUUACAUUUUUGAAAUAUUCUGAGUGUUUAAAUUCCUAUAUAUGUAAUGUUGAUUGUAAUUUCAAACCCUUAUUGCAGCAUGUACACUUUUUAUAGAUGUAAGAUCUCAAUGUUUCCAUUUUUAUGUAAUCAGUGUUUGAAAUUAAGUUAUGUUGUAUAAAAAUAAUUUAUUCUAAAAUAUUUAUAACAAUUUGUUACACAGGUGUUAUAUAUUUCAUUACGUUGGUGCCAAUAUAAUCAAAAUACGUAAUUUAAAUCUUAGGUAAGAGACUUUUUUGUAUAUUUUGAAAAAUUUUCUUUCCCAAAUUGUCCACAAAAUUUUAGUGAGACAGUUAAGUUAUUCCGAGUCAUUUGACAAAACAUCAGUCACUCAACGACUGUGACAUUAUUGGUAAAACACAAAAAAUGCAUUCAAGAAAAGUGUCUCGGUAGUUAGUGAGUGAGGAUGAUGUUUAUCAAAUUACUGAUAUUGCACUCUCUAGAACGUUUUGUUGUGAAAAACAUUUUGAUGCCCUGGUGCCUUAUUUUAAAUGUUCGUUUUCUGGUUACCCCUCCCUUGUUAUUCGCAUUUUUUACUGUAUACUGGGAUGUAUAAGCUAUUUAAUCCAUUUACCUCAUAUUUGCUAACCUAGUUUUAAGUAAAAGGCUGUGAUCUUCCUAAUACAUUUGAAUCGGUCAUUUCAAAAACCACUUCUUAACCCAUAUUUGAUUAGAAUAAUGGAGAAUAUGACUAUUUACUUUGAAGGCACACACGCACACACACUUUGAAGAUAUUAAAAUAAAAUAUGCAAAAUUAAAAGAUGUGACACGUUAAUAAGUUAAUGUAUUACAGUAAUUCUCAAUAAUAAUGCAUAAAACAUAUCCCUUAAAACUUUAUUUAUGAAUGAUUAGCUUUUGAAAAAUUCAUAUUGUGUGAAUGAUGAGGUUUUUGAAAUGCCGAUUCAUUUAGUGUAUUAAGUAGUUUCUGUAGUACUUGAAUUUUCCAAGAUGUUCACAAGUGAAGGCAAUUUUUAAAAGUAUGUUCACUUAUGUACAAAUAAUGGAUCAACUUUAUUUAUUAAUAUUAAUAAUUUAGAAGUCAUUUAUAGAGUCAGUAUUAGGUAUGCUGCAAGACUGAUUUUGGAUUAAAACUUUGCCCAAAUAACAGGUUCUAUUGAUCUAUUUAGUUAUGUGUUUUAAACCAUCUUAGAUAUUAGCUUAAUUUUUCUCAGUAGCAAUCUGUACUGUGUUAAAAUAUAUCUAAUGUUUGACUGGAUUAUAUAUUUAUAUACUUUUCUAAUAAAAGUUAUUGUAAUUGACGACCA